Molecule: messenger RNA, 869 nt
Organism: Anopheles stephensi (Asian malaria mosquito)
Lineage: Eukaryota; Metazoa; Arthropoda; Insecta; Diptera; Culicidae
Product: probable RNA-binding protein 18
Exons: 4
Coding region: 118-732 (204 amino acids)
Molecular function (GO): RNA binding
Source: RefSeq, a predicted model, not a curated record
GCAGUAUAAACGAACAUUUGACAAAGCGCAGCUGUCGGGUGAAGACAACUUGAGCAGCGAAGAAAAAUUAGCACAAGUGGUAAACAAACAAAUAAUUUUUUCCAGCAUUUCUUCGCUAUGGAUCGUUUGGAACCUUCUUCCCAGGAUGAUAGACGGCUGUGGCUUGGCAAUCUGGACAGUCGAAUCACCGAGUAUCAAUUACUGAAAAUCGUGCAAAAAUACGGCAAAAUUGAAAAGUUCGACAUGCUGUUCCAUCGCUCCGGACCGUUAGCGGGCUAUCCGCGAGGGUACGCCUUUGUUACGUACGAGAACCAUAAAGAUUCGGAAUCCGCAUUGCACCGGUUGGAUGGGAAAUUGGUCGGCGAGAAAACGAUCGUCGUCCGAUGGGCAAAGCACGUUAACCGGGAGGAAGGCGACCGAGCGAAACCGAAACUCGAAAUACCGUGCCUGGCGGGCGGUUCCAAGGGUGGCUCGAACGGACCAUUAAGCCAGCAGACCAAAAUUCAGGCACUGGAAGCGAAGCUUAAGAUGUUGGAAAGCAGAUCGGACGAUCUGGUGAUCAACAAAUCGGCUACCUCGGAACGGCCGAUCAUCGAACGAUACCAGUACAACAUUAAUCAACAGCCACAGCGAACCGAUCCGAAGAUGAAACGUUCGCACCAUCCGACUGGCAGUGGACGGGGUGGAGGUCGUGGCGCACCGUACAACAGAAACUCACACCGCCACAAAUAGCGCGCCAGCGGGAGGAAAAAGCCAGCUUCGAAUACUCAUAACUUUACUAAUAGACUAGCUUUAAUAUCAUCUCACCGGACGUACCCAUAAAGCAGUGUUGCGAAAACCCAUCAAACUAAACUAUCAAACUAAAACAA